UGUAAAUGACAUAACGCUACCUAUCCAGUCAGGUCAACUUGGCCCUGACACGAUGAAAGAACAACUGGUGUUGGGAUCCGGGUCUAUUUCUGUUUAUAUUCAACUCUGUCAAAAGGCCUUUCAGAUAAUAUGGACUGAGAGGCUUAUGCAAGUUUUCCUCACGUGACACGAACACGGAUGUCGGAAAUAUUCGGAGCCUUCUUUGAAGGUUCAAGAAGCAUCAACAAUAAUGACUGAAGCAGCAAUAGCGUUUGUUCACAAAGUGAAGGACGCAUUACAUAAACUGGCUGACGCUCUGGACGCAGACGAUGCACGUUAUGCCAAAAUUGCUGGAAGAAACUUUGUUGUGAACAUAACAGGAGGAACCAUUGUAACUGCGAGUGUUGGAGGUGUCUUUGGUCUCUCGCUUCUUGGUUUCUCUCUUGCCACAGUGGUUCCCGCCAUAGCUCUAGUUGGGAUGGUUUUGGGAAGUGGCAUUGGCGCUGUUGGUGCGUAUACAAGGUAUGCAGAAAAUGCAUCAUUCACAUCCCAUGUGAAAGAAGCACAAGCCAUCUUUGACGAGUAUUCACAGUACCUAAAAAAACAGAGCCCACUUGGAAGUUGUGACAUCAGAGCAGUUAGGAAUUUAGGGGAAAUGAUUGAUGUGACAUCUCUGGUACUGACGCUCAAAGACGGAAACACGAUGAAAGGGAGUGAUGCUAUGGCCUUCUUAAAGAAAAAUCAACCGUAUUCAAGGGCUACAGUCACAUUUAGCGUAGGAGUGUAUGUCAAGAAGAACAAAACUCAAUACAAUUCGGAUCUCACAAAUACAAUUCGUAAGAGGGCCAAUGACCUUAUGAACUGUGGGGGGAUUUGGACGACAUACACUUUGGCUGACGAAAAAAAAUAAUGCAAUGUUUUUUUCCUGAGGUUUAACAUUAUUAUAACUGAUUUGUUUGGCAAAAGUUUGUUGGGACAUCUAAUUUGGGCGCAAACUGUUACACGUUCGUCAGGUCCCAUCCAAAACGUUACACAAUGAGUUUCUAACCGACUGUUUCGUGUUAAUGUGUCAGUUGGUUUGUAGGUUUGUAGGUUUGUAGGAUGUUAUACAUUAGGAUUUACGUGUUCUGUAUUUUGUUAACGUCCUUAUGGAUUUCAGUGAACUUGGUUUCCUUUCAACUAAGACUGCCAAUAAUUCCAAUAAUAUACACACUGAGACGUGGACGAAUUGGCUUUGAACACACGGAGACGUGAGCCAAGACGUUCUGUGAUGUAUUGGCCAGGAUACAUGUUUACGCCAUGGCUGUUGCAGCGUUCUUCUCAGUGUGUUGUUAACAGUCUGAAUGUGAAUCUUCUGCUGUAUAUGCCCUAGUUUCUUACCUGUAAUAGUUGAAUUUGAAAUAAGAGCUUCAAAUGUAUACUGGCGGAAAAAAGUUACCGUGCAUAGCAUAAAAGAACACCACAUCGCUUCAAGGGCGUGUCACGAUGCCCAAUGUCAAAUCAUACAGAUUUCAGGAUUAUCCUGUCAGUAGCUAAACAGUGAUUAAGGAAAACACCACAAUUCAUGUUAUUAUGUUUUUGCAUUAAAAUGACAUAACAUCAAAUUAUGUACAGAUUAUUCAUUCCCGUAGUAUAUAUACUGUAAUUUUUAGGUUUAGAUGAUGACGUCAUUUCUCCAACCACGCAGUGAAUAGACCAAGUAAAUUUAUUGUAACAUAG
This is a messenger RNA of Haliotis rubra (blacklip abalone), 1698 nucleotides long. RefSeq lists its product as uncharacterized. Lineage: Eukaryota; Metazoa; Mollusca; Gastropoda; Lepetellida; Haliotidae. The transcript is spliced from 2 exons. Bases 230 to 889 code for a protein of 219 amino acids. The record is from RefSeq and is a predicted model, not a curated record.